AUGUUUUCUCCACCAAUAGCUGAUAUUAUUGAGAUAUCAAAUUCAUUAGAUGGCGAUUUUUCCUUACAAGUUAAUCCAUUAACUGUGAAAGAAAGUGUUACUGUUACACCAAAAACUACCGCAGCUGCAACAUCUACCAACUCAUCAUCAUCAUCAUCAUCAUCAACAAUCAAUAAACGUUAUUGUUCAAAAUUUAAAAAAGAGUGGUUAUUCAAUUCGAGUUUCUCUACGUUUUUACGAGAAUGUAAAACGGAUCCUACAAAAGCUUUAUGUGUUGUUUGUAAUAUACAAUUUUCCAUUCAAAAUAGUGGAGUUGGUGAUAUUAAUCGUCAUACAAAAUCGAAAAAACACCUAGAGUAUUUGAAAUCAACUGAAUCUAAUCGAUCAAAACCUAUUUAUGAAACAUUUCAUAUGGCAACAUCAGAACUUAAUAAAUUGUGUGCUGCAGAAGGCACUAUGGUUUUUCAUGCUGUUCAGCACUCUCACAGUUAUAUUUCACAAGACUGUACAAUUAAUUUAAGUAAAAAAUGCUUUCCAGAUUCUUCAAUAGCAAAAAACAUUACUUGUAAUCGAACUAAAGCUCGUGAAAUAGCAUGUAAUGUACUUGCACCAUCGAUUACAAAUUCUGUUGUUCUUGAAUUGCUUGAUGUUGCAUUUUUCUCUGUUUGUUAUGAUGCUUCCAACAAAGGAAAUGCUAAAAUGCUUCCAAUCGUAGUUCAGUUUUUCUCAAAAUUUGGUGUUAAACAUGGGAUUCUUGAGUUCAUUGAACAACAACAUGAAUCAGCUGAUGCAUUAUUUAAUAAUAUAAAAUAUGUGAUAGAAGCAAAUGGUCUUAAUCUUAAUCAACUCGCUUCAAUUGGGUCCGAUAACACCAACGUGAAUGGUGGUAAUAAUCACAGCGUAUUUUCUUUAUUUAAUAAGUUGUUACCUCAUUUAAUUAAAGCCAAUUGUUAUUCUCAUAUUCUUCAUAACUCAGUAAAACAUGGAAAUGAAUAUUUGUUGUUUGAUAUUGAAGGUGUAUUAUUAAAGAUAUAUGCGCAUUUUGGUAGAUCAUCAGUUCGUUCACAAGAGCUUGAGAAAUAUUUCGAAUUUGCUGAACAAGAGCAAAAAGUAAUUCUUAAACACAUUCGAAUACGAUGGCUUAGUCUUUUACAAUCGAUUGAACGUCUUAUUGCUGUAAAUCCAGUUAUUAAAAGUUAUUUUUUAAAUCUUGAAAACAAUGAAUGUCCGGACUUGUUGUUGAACUUUUUCACUUCAAAUAAAGGUGAAUGUUCAUUGUACUUUUUAGCGAACAUUUUACCAGAAGUGCAAGCUGCUAAUUUAUCAUUACAACGUGAAUAUACAACUGGUGUUAAUUUACAUAAUAUCAUUACAAGUUUAAUUCGUAAACUAAAUAACCGUUUACAAGAUGAUUUUUUUGGUUGUAAAGUUGAUGGUUUAUAUAAUGACUUUAAUAAUAUAAAAUCGAAAUAUAUUGAAUUGAAAGAAAAAUACGGUGAAAUUAAUAAGCAAAUACAGUCAUUUCUCUCGUCAAAUUUAGGUGUAUCAAAACGAGCGGAAGCACGAGUGAAUGAUGGUGAUAGUCAAAGUUUAUGUGAAGAUACACAUGAUUUUGAUUCCGAUGAUGAUGAACGUGAUGCUAAAUGUCAUAAAAAUCAAAAAGAAAAUCAUCCAGUGAGAGUUGAUCAUUUGUGGGCGUAUUUACUUGAUGGUGAAAGUGUUCCUAACUUAAAAAAGCUUGUUCAAUUUGUAUUUUCUAUUCCUGCUUCAAAUGCAUUUUGUGAAACAAUCUUUAGUCAUAUGAAAUAUUUAUGGAAUGACAACAGAAAUCGAAUGAACCAUGAUUUAGUUGGAGCUGAGUUAAAGAUUAAAAUGAACACUCAUUUUACUUGUACACAAUUCUAUGAUUAUCUUUUAAAUGAACCAGAUCUUUUGAAACAGAUUCGAUCGUCAGAUAAGUACAGUCACGUCGCAAAAGUGCCACGAAUUGCUGAGUAA
Rotaria sp. Silwood2 is the source of this 1998-nucleotide messenger RNA. The record is from the annotation of a GenBank genome assembly. Lineage: Eukaryota; Metazoa; Rotifera; Eurotatoria; Philodinida; Philodinidae.